AUGAUAAGUGUUAACCAGAACGAAACUGAAACAUUGGAUUUUGGGAAAGAGGCUGUUAAAAGUGUGGAUGAGAAGUUGGCUAUUCUCAAAUUCCACUAUAGCUGGGCUGAAAUGGUAGAAAGGGUGGAAGAGGAGAAAUUAAAUGAAGAAAAGAAUGAAACCCAACUGAAUUUCGGGGAAGAGAUUAAGAAGACUGUGGAAGAACAUUUGGCCAUUCUAAAUUUAAAAGAUGAGAUGGUUGAAAGGAAGGAAGGAAAUAUAAAGACAAAAGCAAAACAACGAACAUAUAUUAAACCGAAGAAAAUGAGACAUAACAAAAAGUUAAGAAAGGAGAGAGAGGAGGAAAACUUGAAGAAAGAGAUAUUGAAAAAACAAGUGGAGAUGUUGAAAAAGGAAGUAGAGAAGAGAUUAAAGACAGAUGAGAAAACUAGGGAAAAUAGAAGAGAGAAAUUAGGGUCAAAAGAGAAAAAUGAGCAAGAAUCAGGAACAGAAAAAGAGGACCAGAACAAACUAAAAACAGAAAGAAAGGAGAAGAAAUCAGAGGUUGACAAAGCAGUGAUGAAGUCAGAGGACAAAACACCUGAGGCUGAACAAAGGAUUAAAAAGUUGGAGGCAGAAAAGAAGGGAGAAACAAAAGAAAGCAAAGAGGGGGAGAUGUCAGAUAUGGAAAAAGAUACAGAAGAGAAAAUAAACACACCAGAGAAAGGCAAGGAGAAAUGGAAGCCAGAUACAGAGGAAAGGAUAGACACAUCAGAGAAAGACAAUGAGAAGGAGAAAUCAGAAACAAAAGAGAAGAUAGAUACAUCAGAGGUAGACAAAUUGGAAGAGAAGUCAGGUACAGAAAAGAUGAUAGGCACAUCAGAGAAAGACAAUGAGAAGGAGAAGUCAGAUACAAACGAGAUGACAAAUACAUCAGAGAUAGACAAAAUGGAAGAGAAGUCAGGUACAGAAAAGAUUAUAGACACAUCAGAGAAAGACAAUGAGAAGGGGAAGUCAGAAACAAAAGAGAAGAUAGAUACAUCAGAGGUAGACAAAGUGGAAGAGAAGUCAGGUACAGAAAAGAUGAUAGACACAUCAGAGAAAGACAAUGAGAAGGAGAAGUCAGAAACAAAAGAUAAGAUAGAUACAUCAGAGACAGACACAUCAAAGAAAGACAAUGAGAAGGAGAAAUCAGAAACAAAAGAGAAGAUGGAUACAUCAGAGGUAGACAAAUUGGAAGAGAAGUCAGGUACAGAAAAGAUUAUAGACACAUCAGAGAAAGACAAUGAGAAGGAAAAGUCAGAAACAAAAGAGAAGAUAGAUGCAUUAGAGAUAGACAAAGUGGAAGAGAAGUCAGGUACAGAAAAGAUGACAGAUACAUCAGAGAAAGACAAUGAGAAGGAGAAGUCAGAUACAAACGAGAAGACAAAUACAUCAGAGAUAGACAAAAUGGAAGAGAAGUUAGGUACAGAAAAGAUAAUAGACACAUCAGAGAAAGACAAUGAGAGGGAGAAAUCGGAAACAAAAGAGAAGAUAGAUACAUCAGAGGUAGACAAAUUGGAAGAGAAGUCAGGUACAGAAAAGAUGAUAGGCACAUCAGAGAAAGACAAUGAGAAGGAGAAGUCAGAUACAAACGAGAAGGCAAAUACAUCAGAGAUAGACAAAAUGGAAGAGAAGUCAGGUACAGAAAAGAUUAGAGACACAUCAGAGAAAGACAAUGAGAAGGAGAAGUCAGAUACAAAAGAGAAGAUAGAUACAUCAGAGAUAGACACAUCAGAGAAAGACAACGAGAAGAAGAAGUCAGAAACAAAAGAGAACAUGGAUACAUCAGAGGUAGACAAAUUGGAAGAGAAGUCAGGUACAGAAAAGAUUAUAGACAAAUCAGAGAAAGACAAUGAGAAGGAAAAGUCAGAAACAAAAGAGAAGAUAGAUGCAUUAGAGAUAGACAAAGUGGAAGAGAAGUCAGGUACAGAAAAGAUGAUAGGCACAUCAGAGAAAGACAAUGAGAAGGGAAAGUCAGAUACAAACGAGAAGACAAAUACAUCAGAGAUAGACAAAAUGGAAGAGAAGUUAGGUACAGAAAAGAUGAUAGGCACAUCAGAGAAAGACAAUGAGAAGGAGAAGUCAGAUACAAAAGAGAAGAUAGAUACAUCAGAGGUAGACAAAAUGGAAGAGAAGUUAGGUAUAGAAAAGAUGACAGGCACAUCAGAGAAAGACAAUGAGAAGCAAAAGUCAGAAACAAAAGAGAAGAUAGAUACAUCAGAGAUAGAAAAAUUGGAAGAGAAGUCAGGUACAGAAAAGAUUAUAGACACAUUAGAGAAAGACAACGAGAAGAAGAAGUCAGAAACAAAAGAGAAGAUAGAUACAUCAGAGACAGACACAUCAAAGAAAGACAAUGAGAAGGACAAGUCAGAAACAAAAGAGAAGAUGGAUACAUCAGAGAUAGACAAAUUGGAAGAGAAGUCAGGUACAGAAAAGAUUAUAGACACAUCAGAGAAAGACAACGAGAAGAAGAAGUCAGAAAUAAAAGAGAAGAUAGAUACAUCAGAGACGGACACAUCAAAGAAAGACAAUGAGAAGGAAAAGCCAGAAACAAAAGAGAAGAUGGAUACAUCAGAGGUAGACAAAGUGGAAGAGAAAUCAGUUACAGAAUCAGACACAAAUAAGAAAGAAAUUCCAGAAGCAGAGAAAGAGAAGGAAAAAUCAGGUGUAUUAAAGAGGACAGAGCAAUCUCGGGAAGAAGGAAAGGAAAAGGCAGACAUAGAAAAUAAAAAAGAGACACCAGAAGCUGAAAAACAGGAGGAAAAAGAAGAUGUAAUGAAUAAGAUUGAUUCUUCUGAUGAAGAAAAAGAGGAAAACUCAGCAAUUGAAAAGAAGAUACAGAUUUCAAAGAAAGAAAACCAGGAUGAAAAAUUCAACAAGGAUAUAGGGAGGGAGGAAAAUUUAGAGUCACGAAAAGAGGACGUAGAAACAGAGACAAAGAAUGAGAAAAAAUUGCAAACAGUUAAGGAAAUAAGCAUGAAAGCAGGGAAGAAGGAGAUAAAUCUAGAUAUGGAGGAUGGCAUUAAGUAUACUCAGGAAAGACAGCCUUUCUGGUACAGCUUCCUUUGCGGAACAUGUUUAUCUCACACAUCUUUUCAUCAGAAGGAAAAGAAGAAGAAAAAGAACAAAAUAAUGAACAGAACAGAGAGAACUGGAUUUUUGGAGAGAAUUAGGAAGCUUUUUCGGACUUAA
Molecule: messenger RNA, 3213 nt
Organism: Saccostrea echinata
Lineage: Eukaryota; Metazoa; Mollusca; Bivalvia; Ostreida; Ostreidae
Product: enolase-phosphatase E1-like
Exons: 6
Coding region: 1-3213 (1070 amino acids)
Source: RefSeq, a predicted model, not a curated record